Molecule: messenger RNA, 3066 nt
Organism: Indicator indicator
Lineage: Eukaryota; Metazoa; Chordata; Aves; Piciformes; Indicatoridae
Gene: ARHGAP11A
Product: Rho GTPase activating protein 11A
Exons: 12
Coding region: 1-3066 (1021 amino acids)
Biological process (GO): signal transduction
Source: RefSeq, a predicted model, not a curated record
AUGGCGGAGCAGAGGAGGAAGCUGGUGCGGUUGGCGGUGCUGGAGGAGCUCCGCGCCUCUUACGGAAUUAAGGUGAAGAGCGGGAGCUGCCUGACGGGGGCCAAGCAGCUGGCAGCCGCGGCUACGGAGGGUAAGAUCUUUGGAGUCUGUUUUCAUGCAUUGCCACAAUCACUGGUGCCGGAAUAUGGUUAUAUCCCAAGCUUUCUUGUUGAUACUUGUGAAUACUUGGAAGGGCAUGCUCACACUGAGGGACUCUUCAGGAAGUCUGGAUCUCUUGUUCGUUUAAAGGCUUUAAAGAGUAAACUGGAUCAAGGUGAAAACUGCCUUUCAGCUGCGCUGCCAUGUGAUGUUGCAGGGCUUCUUAAACUGUUCUUUAGAGAGCUACCAGAACCCAUCCUUCCACCUCACCUGCAGGAAGGUCUCUUCAAAGCUCAGCAGCUGGGAAAUGAGAAGAAAACUGCAACUGUGUUGUUGUCCUGUUUGAUGGCAGACAGGACCAUUGACACUUUGAGAUACUUUUUCAACUUCCUGAGAACUGUGUCCCUCAGAUCCAAUGAAAACAGAAUGGAUAGCGGUAACCUGGCAGUGAUUUUUGCUCCCAACCUCUUGCACUGCAAUGAAAAUGAGAAGAUGUCAGCUGGUACAGAAAAAAAGAUUCGCUUGCAAGCUGCUGUGGUGCAGACACUCAUUGAGCAUGCAGCAGAAAUUGGACAAGUGCCAGACUUUAUCUUGGAAAAGAUACCUGCAAUGUUAGGUGUUGAUGCCUUUCAAUCUACUCCUUCCCUGUGGGGCCAUGAGGACAGUGAGAAUGAAUCUCCCAGUGAAUGUAAGAAGAGGAGGCACAGAAGUGUUGGAGAUUUUGUUAGUGGAGCGUUGAAUAAAAUUAAAUCUAACAGAACCCCCUCCACUACACCUCAGCAAGACAGAAGUGUCCUUUCAUCAGUGACUCCUGUGGUCCUUACUCCAAGUACCAAGCGUAAACUUCCAACUGAUUGCUCCCAGGGCUUGUCCAGCAAGAAGAGAAGAUCUUUUAAGCAUAGUUUUGCUUUUGAGUUGUUACCAAGUAGCAUUUUUAACCUCAGUUCAACACCAGCAUCAGUUCAGUUUGAAGGAAGCCCCUGUGUGUCUCUUGAGUCAUCACAAACCUCACUGUCUCCUUCAACUGGUGGUGAAAAUCACUUGUAUGGUACAGGGAGCAGGAGAAGUAAGAGACAUGCAAGCAAAAAAUUAUACAGGGCUGAGUCAGGCAGGACAGGCUGCUUCUCCCCCAAGAUCAGCCGCAAAGAGAUGGUUCGCAGGUCGCUGCGCUUGAAGUUUGGGCUGGGUAAAAGCUGCAGAGAGAUGAAUGUUGUACCAGGAUGUGCAGGAGGUAACAGAUCUGAAAAUAUUGGAAGGCGUCUUGCAAGUCAGCAAGGUUUGGAAAGCAGAAGUGAAUGUGCCAAAGGAGAUGUCCUCUUCAGCCCAUGUGUCAAUGAGAAAUUCCCCAAGAAAGGUUCAAAGCACGUGAGCAAGUCAGAAGAAAACUUGCUGACUCCAAAAUGUCACAAAGAAGUUCACCAUAUGUCAUGGUGCAGUCCUCCUGUAACAGCUUCUCAGGUGAUCAGCAGGAAUGAUGAGGGUAUCGUGCCAGGACACUCCAAACCAGGAAAUGAUUUGUCAGAAUCUAGUUUGAUAUUUGGAAAGCCACCAGCUGUUGCAGAUGAAUUUAAAUCCACUUCUGUAAGCAAGCAAGAGAACAGCUCAGAACUUUGGGUUCAUGAAGAUGGAAGUAAUUCGGCUGCAGAAACACUACUGAAAGUGAAGGAAGCCUUCUCUGCAUCUGGAGGUAGCCUUCACAGUUUGAUAGGUGAUACUAAAUCUUCCUUCUCAGGUGGAGCAGGUGAAACACUAAAUCAAAGGCCAUGCCUCAGGAAGCUCAGUUCAGAGGAAGAAUCACUAGCUGGAGAAGUUUCUAAAGCUGCAGCAAAUACAAAACCCAGAGAGUUGUUGCACCGAGUUAGUCAAAUUUCUGCUAGUGAUGAACAACACACAAAAAAAGAUGAAAUGGAAUCUUUGGGGAAAAGAAACUUCAAAACUUCUCUUGCAAUUGAUCUGCAGCUCCCAACACCAGCUGUAAAGCAUGCAGCAGAACUUCCUGGGCCUCAAGUACUGGCCAGGGAAGAGAAGUUGACUGUUGAGAAGAGUUCAUCAAGAGAUGGCUUAAGCAAAUUGCAUUCCUUGGGAAGGAGGGAGGGCACAGAAUUAACACCCCUACAAACAGCUGUAAACUGCAGGCUAAACUGCUGUCAUUUGGAAGAGGAGGCCACCAAAGGUUCUGUGGUGGGACAGCUUCCUGCUCAGCAGGUGCCUCAGUCACAAAAGGAAGCAGACAACCACCACACACAGGCUGACAACACUGAGAAAACUCAGCCUAGGACAUCAGCUCUCCCUGACCACGGGAAGGUUUCUGACCAUAUCCAGUGGUUCAACAAGCUUUCACUGAACGAUCCAAGCUCUGCAAGUAAAGCCAAACCCCCUCUCAAGUUCCAGCGAACCCCUGUGAGACAGUCUGUGAGAAGAAUCAACUCCUUACUGGAGGCUAACAGGCACCCUGGAAGCUCUCAGCUGCUGAAAGCAAGUGAGGUUGGCUCACCACUUGUGAAGUCCUUGAGCUGUGAUUCUGCACUGUCCUCCUGCACAGAGAAGCCCUCCAAGAACUCUCUGGCUUUGCCACUCAGUUCGUCUGACCAAGUUUCUAUGUCUCAUAAGCAGGUGGACUUUCCACCCAAAUCCUGUUGCAGGCCCUUAAAUCCAUCAACCAGCACUGAUGUUUCUGUCAGGGCUGCUGGGCCCAGUGAGCAGAGAGCCACUCUUCACCCUCCAAAGUCUGUCCUGGAAGAUCUAACUAAUCGUGAACCAGUCAAAUCCACUGUCAAAGCUCAUGCAAAUGCUCCAGAGGCUGCCCCAGAAAAAUCCACAAUCACCAGAAGUGCUUCAGGAAAAGCCAGAAGUCGUUACAGAGGCUCCCCAAAGAAUCCAAUAGCUCAAGUGAAACUGCUGCCAACUGCAAAACCAGUAGACUUGUAA